Messenger RNA from Cyprinodon variegatus (sheepshead minnow), 6719 nucleotides. RefSeq names its product mucin-5B-like. The record is from RefSeq and is a predicted model, not a curated record. Lineage: Eukaryota; Metazoa; Chordata; Actinopteri; Cyprinodontiformes; Cyprinodontidae. The coding region runs from base 2 to 6445 and encodes 2147 amino acids. The transcript is spliced from 40 exons. Gene Ontology annotation, molecular function: protein binding. Gene Ontology annotation, cellular component: extracellular matrix.
UAUGACAUAUCUGAAGUGCAACAGUUGGCUCGACUGUCCAUCACACAGCAGGGAGAACUUUGGAACCAUGAGAGGAGUCAGGAUCUUUCUGGAAUGGGUGAUACCAUGGCUCAUCCCAAUACUUGGACUAUCGGCAGCCUCCUCAGCAAUGGUCCAAGUGUCAAAAAUGGUGAUAAGAGCAGAAGGGAGAGACUCCCACAUCAACCAAUUCUGCAGCACAUGGGGAAACUUCCAUUACAAGACUUUGGAUGGAGAUUUCUUCCACCUUCCCUCCUCCACCUGUAACUACAUCCUCACAUCCCAGUGUAAGGGCACCUAUGAGAGUUUCAAUAUUCAGCUCCAGCGACAAGAGGUGGACGGCGUAAUCAGCAUCAAGAGGAUUCUGAUGAAACUGGAUGGAAUCAUGGUUGAGUUAUCCAACGCUUCGGUUAAGGUCAUGGAUAAACCUGUCUCCAUACCGUUCAGCGAUAGCAGCAUUUCAAUUGAGAAAACCAAGUCCUACAUUAAAGUUUCAGCAAAGUUGGGUCUAGUUUUUAUGUGGAAUCAGGAGGACUCUCUCUGGGUGGAGCUAGAAGCCAAAUAUAAGAAUCAAACAUGUGGCCUUUGUGGAGACUUCAAUGAAAUCCGUCAUGAUGAGUUCUUCCAGUCAGGGACUCCCAUAAGUCCUGAUGAAUAUGCAGAGGAAUGGAAAGUUGAUGGUCCCACUGAAACCUGUAAAGUAGUCUCUUCUCAUGCUGAAGAAAAUUGCCCAGAAAAGACAGAUCUCUGCAAGAACCUGCUGAGUGGACCUGCUUUCCGAAGCUGUCGCAACCUGGUCGACACGGACUCCUUCUUUAAAGCCUGUGAGAAAGACUUGUGCUACUGCAAGAGCAACGACAGUGCAUGCUUGUGUUCUACCGUAUCCGAAUACUCCCGCCAGUGCGCCCAUGCAGGUGGACAUCCACAGCAGUGGAAAACUAAACAACUCUGUGAAAAAAGCUGUCCUUUCAACAUGGAGUAUAAGGAGUGCGGUAGUCCCUGCACUGAUACCUGCAGAUACCGGCAGCAAAGCCAGCUGUGUGAUGAGCACUGCAUCGAUGGAUGCUUCUGUCCUGCUGGAACCAUCUUUGAUGACAUCACACAGAGUGGAUGUGUUCCUGUUGAGCAGUGUCCAUGUUUCCAUGCAGACCAGAUAUACAACCCUGGAGAUUCAGUCAUGAUGUCGUGUAAAAAUUGUACGUGUUCAAAGGGUGAGUGGAGCUGUGUACAAGUAAGCUGUCCGGCUAUGUGCUCCAUCCGCGGAGGCGCUCACUUCAUCACCUAUGAUGAGAAGGCAUAUGAUUUCCAUGGAAAAUGUUCCUACGUUUUGUCCAAGGAUGAAAGCAAUACUUUUUCUGUGCUUGGUGUUUUUGACAAAUGUGAAAAAUCUGAGAAAUCAACUUGUCUUUCUGCCGUUACUCUGAGGUACCAAAAUCGCACGGUAAGAUGUCUUUGUGGCGAUUAUAACGAUGACUCAGAAGACGACUUUAAAACUACAAGUGGAUUAACUGAGAGAACAGCUGCGUCAUUUGCCAACACAUGGCGGGCCAAAACAGACUGCCCUGAGGUAAAAACGGAACUAGCCGACCCCUGCACUACAAGCAUGGAAAAGCAGAAAUAUGCCAAAGAAUUGUGCUCGCAUCUGUCAAACAAAAGCGAGGUUUUUGGACCUUGCCAUUCUAAAAUAGACCCAGAAGAAUAUGAAACUUCUUGCGUUUAUGACACUUGUGCUUGUGAAAACAGUGAAGACUGUCUGUGUGCUGCCUGGUCAUCAUAUGUCCAUGCAUGUGCUGCUGAGGGGGUGAUCCUGGAGGGAUGGAGAAAAGAUACCUGCAAAAUCAGCUCCUGCCACGCUGGGAAAUUACAUUGUAAAGGACAACAAAAAAGCCAGUCAUGCAUCAGUCCAAUGGUGUUCUUCAACUGCUCCGAUGCAAAGUCGGGCGAAAAGGGAUCAGAGAGCCAGAGGAGCUGUCAGACACUCGACUCUGAAAGUGUAAGUUCCCAGUGUGUCUCUGGGUGUGUGUGUCCCAGUGGCCUGCUGUCCAAUGGGAUUGGAGGCUGUGUGAACGAGGAGGACUGUCCCUGCCCACAUGGUGGAAAAUAUUACAAUCCAGGAGAAGAAAUCACUGACGACUGCAAUAAAUGCAAAUGCAGAAACAGGAAAUGGGAAUGCACUAAAAAUGACUGUGGUGGGACCUGUACCAUUUAUGGAGAGGGGCAUUACAUCACUUUUGAUCAAAAGAAAUUUGCAUUCAAGGGGGAGUGUGGCUAUAUUUUCUCUCAGGAUUACUGUGGAGACAAUGUGAAUGGUACCUUCAGGAUCCGCACUGAAAACAUCCCUUGCUCAGAAGGUGAAACUAUUUGCUCCACUAGCAUCAAACUCUACCUUGGGAGCAAAGAAAUCCUUCUGUCAGAUGAAAGCAUCUCAGUGAUCAGCCAAAGCAAAGAGAUGGACAUACCUUUUAAAGUCCACACUAUGGGGAUAUAUGUCGUCAUUGAGGCAAAGAAUGGUGUUAUUCUCAUCUGGAAUAAGAAAACAACACUAAUGAUUAAACUCAGCUCUGCAUUCAAGGGUAAAGUCUGUGGCCUGUGUGGGAAUUACGAUGGGGCCAUCAGGAAUGAUUUCACCACAAGAAGCAAUGAAAUAGUAGUUAAUCCAACAGUGUUUGGAAACAGCUGGAAACUGUCCUCCACCUGCCCAGAUGUAAACAUAACACAGAACCCCUGUGCCCUGUACUCUCACAGACGCGCAUGGUCAGAAAAACACUGCAACAUUAUCAAAAGUGAAGUGUUUUCUGCCUGCCACAAUAAGGUGGAGCCAAACCAGUACUAUGAUGCUUGUGUGGCAGAUACAUGCUCCUGUAAUGCAGGAGGGGAUUGUGAAUGUUUCUGCUCAGCUGUAGGAGCAUAUGCAGCCGCAUGCAUUGAGGCUGGAGCCUGCGUGAGAUGGAGAACCCCCACCAUCUGUCCUCUGUUCUGUGACUAUUACAACCCUGAUGGAGAGUGUGAGUGGCACUAUGCUCCAUGUGGAAAACCAUGCAUGAAGACAUGCAGAAAUCCUUCAGGAAAAUGCAGCGAUAAAAUUCCAGCACUGGAAGGCUGCUAUCCAACAUGCCCACAUGGACAACCUUACCUAGAUGAAGCUAAAAUGAUGUGUGUCUCUGGCGAAGAGUGUGGCUGCUAUGAUACAGAUGGAAAACAUUAUAAGGAGGGAGAGUCAAUGCCUGCCAGUGAAAACUGUUAUAAGUGCAAUUGUUCCUCAAUGUUGUCAAGGUGCAUAUUUGAUGUGAAUGCUUGCACCUGUGUCUACAUGAACAGAACAUACAAGUAUGGAGAAAUAGUUUAUGAAACACAUGAUGGAAAUGGAACCUGCAUCACUGCUGUUUGUAGAGAGAAUGGAACCAUCGUUAGAAGAUUGAUAUCUUGCCAACAUACAACUACAAAUCUCCCAGAGACAACACCAGUCUUUGUAUUUACCACAAGUGAAAGAACUACGACACACCCAACUAUUCCAACUAAACCUAUUAGUACUUUCACAACUCAGUCUGUAACAACAAUUCUGACUUUCUCAACUCCAAGAGUUUCUACAAAAUCUAAAACAACAACAUUACCAGUGUUCACAUCAUAUCCAAUUUCAUCAACCACUUCAGCCCCUAAAACAUAUACAACUAAAAUAGCAGCAACAACAACCCCUCACAAAAUAGUAGAUACCACAGCAACAAUCACAACAUUUCACACCGAAGCAACUACUACCCCACCUGAACCAACUACAACCAAUGACUGCCUUAUUUGCACGUGGUCAGAAUGGAUUAACAAUGAUUACCCUGGAGAUGGUGACACCGAAGGGGAUUAUGAAAGACUUGCAAACAUUUCUAAUCCUGAUUUAAGUCUUUGUAAAACACCUUUAGAAAUUAAGUGCCGAGCCACACCGUAUAAAGAUUUGACACUAGAGGAUUUAGAACAACAAGUAACCUGCAACCCUACAGAGGGACUGGUUUGUAAUAAUAAGGAUCAGACAAAAUGGCCUAAAUCAUCAACUUCUCAUAUUGGAACACCUACCCCAACAACAGGAACUCAAAAUACAGAAACCACACCAAAUACAGAAAGAAUCACCAAAACACCGUACAUAGGGACACCUACCCCAACAACAGGAACUCAAAAUACAGAAACCACACCAAAUACAGAAAUAAUCACCACAACACCGUACAUAGGGACACCUACCCCAACUAUGGGAACUGAAAAAACCACAACACCUCAUACAGAAACUGUCACGGCAACAACAGGCGCUAAAACACAAACUAUUAUAACCCAAAAACUUACCACCAUACCUUACACCAGUACACUCAAAACUGAAACCUCAGGUAUUACAGAAACCUACACCACAAUCAUCACUGAAAAACAGACAACACCUGGAAGCCCAAUUCCUACAACCGUUGUUAAAACAACAGAGAGACCUACAACAACUUUGUGCUCCUGCAAAUACAUGAAUCAGACCUUCUCACCUGGUAGCAUAAUGUACAACGAGACUGAUGGAGGCGGGUGGUGUUUCACUGCAUAUUGCAGUUUGGAAUGCAAUGUGGAUAAGCAUGCCAGACAAUGUCACACAACAACUCCACCAAGUCCUCUGGUUACUACAACAGGCUCAUCCACAACACCUACAACGAGGGAUUGCUCAUUUCUUACACCACCUAGAGAGAAUGGUGAAUCAUGGAGUCCAGACAAAUGCACCAGUAGCACCUGUAAGGAAGGCAAAGUGAUUACAGAACACACACCAUGUAAAACACCAUCUAAACCAGUUUGUGAAAAUGGUAACCCACCUGUUAAGAUUUAUGAUGAAGACGGCUGUUGUUUUCAGUACGAAUGCAAAUGUGUUUGCUCUGGCUGGGGAGAUCCUCAUUACAACACAUUUGAUGGACAAUAUUACAGUUUCCAGGAGAACUGCACAUACGUCCUGGUCAAAGAGAUAAAGCCCAAAUACAAUUUAACAAUUCUCAUUGACAAUGAAAACUGCGAUCCUUCUGGAACGGUGACCUGCCCUAAAGCUUUGAUUGUAUAUUAUAAAAAUUAUAAAGUGACUCUUACACAAAUAAGACAUCCAAAAACUGUGAACAAGUUGUUGAUUAAUGAUGAGGAGGUGACUCCAACCUACUCAAAUGAAGACUUCAUCAUUACAUCCUCAAGAAUUGAGCUGCUCAUGAAAAUCCCAAAGAUUGAAGCCGUGAUCACAUUUAGAGGGCUUUUAUUUAGUGUUGACUUGCCAUUUUCACUUUUCCACGACAACACAGAGGGACAAUGUGGUUAUUGUGACAAUAACAAGACAAAUGACUGCAGACUACCAAAUGGUGCGAUCCAUCCAUUUUGCUCCAAGAUGGCAUAUGACUGGCUUACAGUGGAUAAAAAUAAACCUUACUGCCAAAACCAAACCAAGCCUUCUCCACCCACACCCACACAAGGACCAACAAAACUACCGUGCAACACAACUAUUUGUGAAAUCAUAAAGCACGAGAUGUUCAAGGAUUGCCACAAGAAAAUUCCAGCCGACUCAUUUUAUGAGGCAUGUAAAUUUGAUAAUUGCCACAUGCCAAACUCCAGCAUAGGCUGCACCAGUCUGGAGGCAUACGCCUUGAUGUGUGCUGAGGCUUCUGUCUGUAUAGACUGGAGGAACCUUGCAAAAGGACAGUGUGAUUACAAGUGUCCAGAGAAUAAAGUCUACAAGCCAUGUGGGCCAACUAUUGUAGAAUCUUGCAAUGCAGGAUACAAUAAUAAGCUCAAACAACAGUGUAGAGGAGAAGAAGCCACUUGCAGUGGAAUAAUGGAAGGAUGCUUCUGCCCAGAAGGAACCAUUUUGUUUGGUCCAGGCUCUGAAACUUGUGUCUCAUCCUGUUGCACUGGACCUGCUGGAGAACCUAAACAGAUUGGUGACACAUGGAGAAGUAAUUGCAAGCAGUGCAGUUGUGACAAGGACACACUGAGUGUUGUGUGUGAGCCUCUAGUGUGCCCUACACCAGAACCCAUAACGUGCACAGAGAAUGGUGAGGUGUUGGUGAACCGGACAGUGAACUGCUGCCAGGAACUAACAUGUGGUGAGUGCAUGUGUGCCAAGAGUCUCUAUCAACAGGAAAGCUGUACGCCUCGUUAUAACUGUCAGCUGCACAGGAACACCACCAAACUGCACAGAAAUAACUGUGAAUCUCUUGAGCCAGUGGAGCUCACAUUCUGUGAGGGAUCCUGCAUGGCAUCCUCUUCCAUGUACUCUGCGGAGGUCAACAAAAUCAUGCAUACAUGUACUUGUUGUCGAGAAGUUGCCACCAGCCAGAAAGAAGUGGAGAUGAAAUGUCAAGAUGGCAGUAUAAUUAAGCACAAAUAUACUUCAGUUGAUAAGUGCGAAUGCCGAGUUGCUGAGUGUAAAGAGUGGGCCAAACGUUAAAGAGACACAUGAGAAAAGUUAAAACGGAACAUUUAAGCUCUAUAGGGGAAAUAAUCUGCGGUUUCAAUAAGCGCUUGCAUGCUGAUGCUUUGAAAUACACAACUCUGAGGAUUAAACAAAUCCAGAAAGCAGAGGAGUUCUAGUCUGAAAUAUGCGUUUGGGUGGAGUAGCUUUCUUUAACUUUCAAUGCGUAGUUAUUUUUUGGGUGGCAGUAAAAUACUCUACGCUGUUUUAAACUUUUGCCUUUUGCCUCAAUAAAUUCUUAUUCAUCAAU